AUGUCUCAACAGACUAUCCUGAAUUAUUACAUGUCUAACAAAGCCUCCAAACCAAGAGAGUUUGAUGACUUUGAAGGAAUGAAAGGAGGAAAACGCAAAUCAUCAGAUGUUGAUCAUGAAACUGAAGAAAGCUAUGACUUUGAGGUUCCGAAGAAGCAGCACUUGUCGGUCGUAGGCACUCAAAACUUUCCUUUGACGCCAAUCCUCCGCUCGGUUGGCCUUCGUACCAAAACAUUCCACGACAGAAUAUACGGCCAGAUUGAGUUGGAUCCAUUGAUAAUUAGAAUCAUGGACACGAAACAGUUCCAAAGGCUACAGCAGUUGAAGCAGCUUGGACUUUGUGAAAAUGUUUUCCGAUCUGCUAACCAUACAAGGUUUGAGCACAGUGUUGGGGCAAUGCACCUUGCUACAAGGAUGAUGCAGACCCUUGAGGAACAACGGCGGAAGGAUAAGAAGUUGAGGCGCAUGUUUCCAGCAAUCAAUCAGUAUUGGGAGAAUCUGAGGGAGCAGAAGGGUUACCCUGCGUUGCCUUCCAAACGGAAUGAAGAUGGUUCAUGCACAUAUUCCAUUCCAGCCAAAAUCACGGAGGCAGACAAGCUCUGUGUAAAAGUUGCGGCAUUGUGUCAUGACCUUGGCCAUGGGCCUUUCAGCCACAUGUUCGAAACAAUGAUCUGUCAGGAUAUGGGCUUGGACUGGGCCCAUGAGGAGAUGAGUGUUUUAAUGCUCAAGUAUCUGCUCCGAGACAACAAUAUCCGUCUGGAAGACUACGGUCUAGAUCCAGUCAAUGAUCUUCGUUUCAUAGAAGAGCUGAUUGUUGGUGAUGAUCUUGACGGUGGAAAGCGUAAUGGAGGAGGAAUUGAAGCUCGCCGGGGUCGUGGCCCAGAGAAGAACUUUCUGUAUGACAUUAUAAACAACGCACAUAGCGGCUUAGACAUCGACAAGUUGGAUUAUUUCAUGCGAGACAAGAAAGUUUCCUUGGGAGAAGAAGAUAAGCAGCCGUAUCGCUUCAUAGACCUUGCACGAGUAUGUUGGUGCCCAGAAUUGGAUAAGGAUGAGAAGUUAGCCCCUGAAGCUAUGGAAAUCUUCAAAAUUAGAUUCAACAUGCACUGGAAGGUCUAUACUCAUAGGAACGUCAAGGCAGUCGAGUAUCUGAUCCGUGAUGUGUUGAAGCUUGCUUUCAAGCAUUACACUGUGCCGUGUUACGACAAGGAUACUGCUCGUCUUGUGAGGAGAGUACCGAUAGAAGAAGCGAUAUAUGAUCCCGCAGCAUUUGUCAACCUUGAUGAUCACAUUCUUUCGAAUAUUUAUAAUUUUCAAAGUGAAGAUGAGGAUAUGCAAUGUGCGAGAGCGCUUCUCCAUCGGUAUCAGCGCCACGACUUCUACAAGUUUGUCGGAAACACACCGAUGAACUUCGUCGAUGCAAGGCAUGGAGGCAAUUCAGUUUCAGCUGAUUCUCAAACCGAUAGUCAUCCAAUCAAAACCUCUGUAGAUGCAUUGAAGCAAGAGAUGUUAUCUCUCUGGGAAGAAGAAAAUGUUUGUAUUCCGGACACGCCAGACGAGCAAAACAGCGAUGUAGAGUAUCCUUUAGAUGAUAGAGGAUCGCAACCGAUGAAUGAGGAGUUUCUUUCUCAAAGCCGAACUCCAGUGAAGGGAGGAAAUCAGAAUGCUCCUAGUGCGGGUCAGUUGUCAGCCGACGACCUCAUCGUUGAGAAAUGGAGUGUGCACCAUGGGAAGAAAUCGAAAAAUCCUGUCGAUGAGGUUUUCUUUUUCUCUUCCGAGAAGGAAGCUUCAGUUAAAGGUCUUUGGGUUGCAAGAAGAGUGAGCCAGAACAGGUAUGGAAGCAUUCUUCCUCGCGAUCAAAUUAUGCAUGGAGUCCGCGUCUUCUGUAAAGAACCAUCCAAGAGACAUGCUGCUAUCUCAGCGCAUCGAUUGUGGUGCAAGAAGAAAAUGUGGCCUGAGUCUCUUGGAACCGACUCAAUGCACCAUACUAAUGACUCACAUUAA
Molecule: messenger RNA, 2004 nt
Organism: Guillardia theta CCMP2712
Lineage: Eukaryota; Cryptophyceae; Pyrenomonadales; Geminigeraceae
Exons: 16
Coding region: 1-2004 (667 amino acids)
Biological process (GO): dGTP catabolic process
Cellular component (GO): nucleus
Molecular function (GO): dGTPase activity
Source: RefSeq, a predicted model, not a curated record